This is a messenger RNA of Salvia miltiorrhiza (redroot sage), 1952 nucleotides long. Its product is annotated as butanoate--CoA ligase AAE1. The transcript is spliced from 2 exons. NCBI's taxonomy places the organism in Eukaryota, Viridiplantae, Streptophyta, Magnoliopsida, Lamiales, Lamiaceae. The coding region runs from base 139 to 1797 and encodes 552 amino acids. The record is from RefSeq and is a predicted model, not a curated record.
AUACCUUAUCUAUGAGUGAAAAUGACAUUCUCCGACUUAAUGUCCGAACAUAUAAUUAUAAUAAAUAUUCAAUAUCAGUAUCUUUGAGUAGAAUUUGUAAUAAAUCAUUUUCCUUAUCUUGAGGGUCAACUCAACACUAUGGCCAACGGUACAAUCAAAUGUUCAGCAAAUUAUGUUCCACUUUCUCCCAUUAGUUUUCUGGAGAGAUCAGCGAUUGUUUACAGAGACAGAAUUUCUCUUGUUUAUGGAGAUUUGGAGUUCACUUGGAAGCAGACGCAUGAGAGGUGUCGCCGCCUCGCCUCCGCCCUCAGCCGCCGCGGCAUUUCCCGCGGCGAUGUUGUUGCUGCCUUGGCUCCAAACAUUCCAGCAAUGUAUGAGCUACAUUUUGCUGUUCCAAUGGCUGGAGCAAUCCUUUCCACGCUCAACAUACGCCAUGAUUCCGCGAUGGUGGCCGUGUUGCUCACACAUUCGGAAGCCAAGCUCAUAUUUGUCGACUACCAGUUUCUUGACGUUGCCAAGGGCGCGUUCAAGAUCUUGUCCGAGAAGGGCAUCCCGUUGCCUUCUCUAAUCUUGAUCCCAGAGCCUUAUGAUUCAGUUUCUGGAGCUAAGGCAAUGGCGGAAGUGACAGAAUAUGAGUCUUUACUAUCAUCAGGAGAGAAUGAGUUUGCGGUAGUAAGGCCGAAUGAUGAGUGGGACCCUAUCUCUCUGAACUACACCUCAGGCACAACGUCGAGCCCUAAAGGUGUUGUUUUUAGUCACAGAGGAGCCUAUCUGAAUUCCAUGGCUGCGAUUCUGCUUAAUGAGAUGCAAUCCAUGCCCGUCUAUCUAUGGACCGUGCCCAUGUUCCAUUGCAACGGCUGGUGCCUGACUUGGGGUGUGGCUGCACAAGGUGGAACCAAUAUAUGCCUUAGGAAUGUCACAGCGAAGGGGAUAUUCGACAGUAUAGCCACUCAUCGAGUCACACACAUGGGCGGUGCUCCUACGGUCUUGAACAUGAUAAUCAACGUGGCAGCUAGUGAGAGGAGGCCUCUUCCAGGAAGGGUAACGGUAAUGACGGGUGCUGCACCACCGCCUCCUCAGGUGCUCUUCGAGAUGGAGGAACAAGGAUUCAACAUCACUCACGCGUAUGGCCUCACAGAAACCUACGGACCCGGGACAGUCUGCACUUGGAAGCCGGAGUGGGAUUCCUUACCUCUUGAAGCCCGAGCAAAACUCAAGGCGCGUCAAGGAUUGCAGCAUCUCGGCUUGGAGGAGCUCGAUAUCAAGGAUCCUGUCACUAUGCAGAGUGUGCCUCGAGAUGGGAAGACAAUGGGUGAGGUGAUGUUUAGAGGAAACACCGUGAUGAAUGGUUACUUGAACAACGUUGAAGCAACCCAAGAGGCUUUCCGAGGAGGAUGGUUUCAUAGUGGAGACUUGGGCGUGAUGCAUUCCGAUGGCUACAUAGAGCUGAAAGAUCGGUCCAAGGAUAUAAUCAUCUCCGGAGGGGAGAAUAUAAGCACGAUAGAGGUGGAGUCGGUGAUCUUCAGCCAUCCGGCCGUUCUUGAAGCUGCUGUCGUGGGAAGGCCGGAUGAGCAUUGGGGCGAGACGCCUUGUGCAUUCGUGAAACUCAAGGAGGGUUAUGCUGUCACCGCGCAGGACAUCAUCAACUACUGCCGCGACAGGUUGCCUCAUUACAUGGCACCGCGGACUCUAGUCUUCGAGGAGUUGCCGAAGACCUCGACCGGAAAGACGCAGAAAUUCUUGCUCAGGGCAAAAGCCAAAGCUAUGGGUAGCCUUUCCCAAAAGAGCAAGAUGUAACAACAUUGGUAAGCUUCCUUGUAUGUUGGCAUGGUUGUUGCUGAAAAUCCAUCUUCUUCAAUCAUGUUUGUCUGAAAAGAAAACCAUGUUGGUCCGUAAACUCUCUUCUUCAAGUAUGAAUAAUGAAUACAAAAUUGCAUAUUUAUGAGAUGGAA